This is a messenger RNA of Pieris brassicae (large cabbage white), 2171 nucleotides long. RefSeq names its product sphingolipid delta(4)-desaturase DES1 (gene ifc). Gene Ontology annotation, biological process: ceramide biosynthetic process. Gene Ontology annotation, cellular component: membrane. The transcript has 7 exons. Bases 262 to 1227 code for a protein of 321 amino acids. NCBI's taxonomy places the organism in Eukaryota, Metazoa, Arthropoda, Insecta, Lepidoptera, Pieridae. The record is from RefSeq and is a predicted model, not a curated record. Gene Ontology annotation, molecular function: sphingolipid delta-4 desaturase activity.
UGUGAAAUAAUAAAGAGUCGUAGUCUGUGGUUAAAAAAUUAAGUUGAAUAAUGACGUUAAUCUGAGCGGUCGUGCGACUAAUCUACCGCUUCGGAUUUCUUUCGUCAUAAAAUUAAAUAAGUGCCGGCCCGAAUCGCGAAAAGUAUCAGACAUCGGUUACAGAUUACAAUCUAGUGUUUCAAUGAGAGACGUUGCUCUUAUUCUAGUUCUGCACAUUUAAACUUAUAAUUCUGUAACAAGUAAUAUUAAUUUAUACGUAAAAUGGGUGCACACGUAUCGAGAAAUGAUUUUGAAUGGGUCCAUACUGAGGAGCCGCAUGCCAGUCGACGAAAGAUCAUUUUGGAAAAAUACCCAGAAAUCAAGAAACUCUACGGCUAUGACCCGAAUUUUAAAUGGGUGGUCACCGGGAUGGUGUUCGCUCAGUUCGUAAUGCUGCCCCUGGUGCCGUAUAUGAGCUGGCCCGUGUUAAUUGUGGUCGCGUACUGCUUUGGAGGUGUUAUUAAUCAUUCCCUAAUGUUGGCAAUCCAUGAAAUCGCACACAGCCUAGCCUUCGGUCACAAUAGGCCACUACACAACAAAUUGUUUGGCUUCUUCGCGAACCUUCCGAUUGGAAUACCUAUAUCUAUCAGUUUUAAGAAAUAUCACUUGGAGCAUCAUAGGUAUCAAGGCGACGAGAAGAUCGAUGUUGAUCUACCGACCUUGGUAGAAGCGAAGUUGUUUUGCACUACUGGUGGUAAACUGGUAUGGCUCUUCCUGCAACCGUUCUUCUACUCGCUAAGGCCGUUGGUGGUGAGACCCAAACCACCAAUGCCAAUGGAAGUAAUCAACCUGAUCUUACAAAUCAUGUUUGAUAUGCUCGUCGUGAAGUUUUUCGGAGGCAAAGCGUUGGCAUAUCUCCUUAUUGGAUCUCUUCUUGCUAUGGGCAUACACCCUGUUGCCGGCCAUUUUAUAUCAGAGCAUUAUAUGUUUAAAAAAGGCUUUGAGACAUAUUCCUAUUAUGGUCCUCUUAACUGGAUCACGUUCAAUGUGGGUUACCACAAUGAGCAUCAUGACUUCCCAGCGGUACCUGGGAGUAGGCUGCCUGAGGUGAAACGCAUAGCACCAGAGUUCUACGACAAUCUACCACAUCAUGACAGCUGGUCGAGCGUCUUGUGGGACUUCGUGACGGAUCCCGACAUCGGGCCUUACGCUAGGAUCAAAAGGAAGAACCAGGGACUUGACAGUUAGGUUUGCAAAAGAUAGUUAAAUUGUCAGUCAAAAUAGGUCUGAUUCAAAGAUAUGUUUGUAUUUUAAAGGCAUUUUUUAUGUCACAAAAUUUAAUAUCAUCCACGAAGAUGAUCUUUUUUAUAUAUAUUUAAUCGGCGUUUAAGUAUUCAAAAUAAUACUGUAAUAAGGUUCUUUUUCCUAUUUUAGCUGAGAACUUAUCAAAUUUUAAUAAAAAAUAACGCAAAAAAAAUGAUUGGCGAAUGUAGCUUUUCCGAUACUCAAUUUGGAUAUAUGUAUAUAUACAGUCCAUAGUUAUAUUACAAGAGUGCGAUAGACCGUAGUUACAAGUUUAUUAUAAAUGUAUUUUUUAUUAAUUGUUUACGAGUAUUUUUAAUAUCAUACGGGUAUGUUUGUUAAACUCAUAUUAUAUAUUUUUAAAUGAUAUUACCGAAGAUAUUAAAAAGAAAAAUAUUUAAAUGUAACAUUUGUUAACAGUCAUUUAAAGGAAUUAGUUGGAACAUUUUUAUGAUAAUGCAUUUAUAAAAUAUGAGCUUAAUUGUAAUCGAAUUUCAUGUGAAAUAAUCUUAGAAAUAAGUUAUAGAGAACUUAGGCAAUUCAAUUUUUUUAUUAUUAAUUAAUGGUAUGAAAUUCGGUCAGUGUUUGAAUUGCCUAAGUUUCGUCAAUUACUUUCCUAUGUGUAGUUUUUGACUAUUAAUCGUGAUCCUAUGAAGUGACCUUCUGCGUUCUGUAUACUAUUGUUUAUUACACAUACAAUGCCAUCUGUACUAUAAUUAUGCAGCGUAUGAUGUGACGGACUAAGGGCGAGUUUCGUAAUUAAAUAUCUAGUUCCACACAUGUAUAGUGGCCCUAAUUUGCUUGUCACAAACAAGUUUAGAAUAAUGUACAAAGAUCUAUGUUGCAUAUUGUAUAUUUCUGUAAGUUGUUGUAAUAAAAUGUAUUAAAUA